This is a messenger RNA of Musa acuminata subsp. malaccensis (wild Malaysian banana), 1269 nucleotides long. Lineage: Eukaryota; Viridiplantae; Streptophyta; Magnoliopsida; Zingiberales; Musaceae. The record is from RefSeq and is a predicted model, not a curated record.
AAAAGAAGGUGAUGCCCAAAAAAAGGACGCGGAAGCCCCAGCUGCAGUGAAAGAGCUCAUUAAGGGGAUGACCGAUAAGCUCUACAAAUUAUUGUCGAAGGAAUCGGAAACACCGGUCUCAAUUGCAAUCAAAGAGGCGGCUCAGAGUGUGGAGAAAGUGUUCAAGGCACUGUCACCUAGCUCGGAAGAGAGAUGGAACGUGCCACCCUUGAUCUUAGGUGCACAAAUGGGCCUUCAUGAUUUCGUCGGAAAGAUCCUGGAAGUGUGCCCACAGUCAGCAACCUACCUGGACACGAAGGGCAGAAAUGUUCUCCAAGUGGCGAUAGAAUCUGGGAACCGAGAGACUGUAGAAACUAUCCGUAAGAUGACCCAGGGAGACAACCCCAUUUUACCAUCCUGGUUGUUGUCCAGAAUCGACUCUAAAACCAGAAACACCAUCCUGCAUUUUGCUUCUGAGACGAUCGGUGAUACCGGAGACGAUGCAGUCCAAAUGCAAGAUGAGAUCCGAUGGUUUGAGAUGGUGAAAGAGAUGGUGCCUAGGGAGCUCGUGUACAGUCGAAACGCGGACGAGAAGACAGCGCGGGAGAUCUUUACCGAGAGUCACAAAGAGAUGUUUAAGGACUGCAAGAAUCGGCUAAUGGAGAUGGGCAAGACAUGUUCAGGCCUCGUAGCGGCGGUGGUUUUCGCGUCCAGCUUCUCCAUCCCGGGCGAGAAGAAUUCCAAAACCGGCAACCCUGAGUACUUCAACAGGUUACCCUUUAAGGUGUUCACGCAUGCGUACGUGAUCGGGUUGUCGUGCGCCGCCACGUCUCUGGUGUUGUUCUUGUCCCUCGUCAUCUCGCCUUACAAGGAGCAGCAGUUCCGCCGUGCCAUCCCCACCAAGUACUUCUUCGCUUGCUUCUCGUUUGGGUUGGCGCUGACGGCUUUGCUGCUGGCCUUCACAUGCAACAUCUUCCUACAGAUAUAUGGCGGGCAGAAAACACUCACGAAGGACAUCCUUCAACUGGUACUGGAGCUUACCGUCUUCCCCACUGUCUGCUUGGUUGUGCUCCUCUACCGUGGUGCCAAUUUUGGUCCGUCUUUUUUCCGUCGUAUUUGGUGUUGAGUCAAUAAGCGUUAAUGUCAGGCAUACUUCCUCGGCUUCGUGGUCUGUGCCAGUAGAACUCUUGCGUGUGUUUGUGUGUGGUAUUAAAUUCUGAUAAUUCCUGAAUUGUACUCGCAUUUAUUUCGAGACUACUAUGAAUUGGACGUAUUUUGACUUUUUUGAUU